This is a messenger RNA of Fusarium redolens, 1464 nucleotides long. RefSeq lists its product as uncharacterized. The transcript has 4 exons. NCBI's taxonomy places the organism in Eukaryota, Fungi, Ascomycota, Sordariomycetes, Hypocreales, Nectriaceae. The record is from RefSeq and is a predicted model, not a curated record. The coding region runs from base 1 to 1464 and encodes 487 amino acids.
AUGCCCUCUAAACCGGACGUUGUCGUUCUUACGGCGACAAAGUCACCAGACAGCAACCAAACGGGUCCCUUGGAGGCUGAGGACUCCUUACCAACCUACGACAACGUGACAUCGAGCUUGAUACGCAUAUUGAAAACAGCUAGCCCAGGACAUCGUGUAUACAUUCACUACUCUGGUCACGGUAGCCGGAGAAAGGAAGACAAUGCCUUGGCUCUGGAGCUGCUCGACCCUAAAACAUUCCAAACACGAUAUCUCUAUGGGACAGUGCUGCGCAGUGCCAUCAAUAAAAUGAUCGACAGAGGCCUAGACGUGACACUAGUGCUUGACUGCUGUUUCUCCGGUAGCGCUCUACGUGCAGAUUGCGUGGAUACCUCGACCAUCCGUUAUUUCGAGCAUGAUCCAAGUCUUGAUAUGCUGCCAGACGUAUCUGACCCUUUCGAUAUCACCAUUACCCAAGAUGUCCCACGAGGUGCAGACAUCAAUUUCGCCCGGCUUCUAAACCCUCAAGGGUAUACUAUUCUUGCCGCGGCGGGCCCAGAUCAGGUCACUUCAGAACUGGACUUUGAAGGUGGCGGCCGCCGGGGAGCUCUUAGCUAUUUCUUAGUAAACUCUCUUAUUCAUCUUCAAACCCAAUUCCAUGCUCACGUGCCGGAACAGACACCGAUGCUCUAUGGAAAUUGUGGAUUUUCAUUCUUCGGUGACUUUACAAAAAGUCCAGAUAUGCCUCCCAUAGUUCAUCUACACCGGAGCAACAACGAUGGCCAUCUUGUUCUCCACGCUGGUCAGGCACAUGGAGUACAUCUUGGGGAUACAUAUGCGUUGAUACUACUCCAGGAUCGCAUUGAGGGCACUAUAUCUGCGGUCGGUAGUAUCGAGUCCCGACUGGUAAUAAGUCCGAAAGACAUACAUCAAAUCCGUAGAGGCUCAGCUUGGAAGGCGGUCCUGGUCACAUCUCUCUCCUCACGAAAGACACGGUUCCACCUCGACUCCAGCAUAGCGAGUAGAGAAACUCUCGUGGCGGAGUCCAAAACAUACCCGUUCCUCAUUCUCUGCGAUACGACGGAGGAAGACUAUCCACUGUAUCUUUCUAUUUUUAUUUUAACGGAGCAGUGGGAAGUACGUAAUCUCGUCUCAGAAAAAGGCGAGGAUACGUCUUUGGUUGUGUGCCCCAAGGGCGAGUCGGAAAGCGGAAGACUACCUCUCCCAGUAACCAUGUGGAUCCCGCCAGAACUCUCAGCAAAUGGAAAACGUCAGACGGAAGGCGUCAUCAAGCUUUUUGUUACCAAGAGACCAACCACAUUCCCGGGGUACUUACUACAUCAGCUUGGCCAAGAUCCUGGCAUGCGUAGCUCCUCGGGUCCCAUUCAGAAGCUGAUUCAUGAGCUUGACGGCGGCCUGAGAGGCGAAGACAAUGUUGGCUGCGAUUGGGUGACCCGUAGCUAUCUUGUAAGAACAUGCUUAUAG